Messenger RNA from Colletotrichum fioriniae, 1668 nucleotides. RefSeq lists its product as uncharacterized. Gene Ontology annotation, cellular component: cytoplasm; cytosol. Gene Ontology annotation, biological process: ubiquitin-dependent endocytosis. Gene Ontology annotation, molecular function: protein-macromolecule adaptor activity; ubiquitin protein ligase binding. The record is from RefSeq and is a predicted model, not a curated record. NCBI's taxonomy places the organism in Eukaryota, Fungi, Ascomycota, Sordariomycetes, Glomerellales, Glomerellaceae.
AUGUCGAUCAGAAUAGCGCUCGACAAUGCGCCAGAGUUCUACACCAACCUAGACAACGUCAAAGGCCGCGUCGUGCUCCACCUGAGCCGGCCAGAGCAGAUUGGCGGCAUCGUCGUCAAGCUUGAGGGUGAGUCCAAGACUGCCCUCGGUCUGCCGCAGGACAGCUACCAUGAGCGUAACACCCGGCCCGGAGGCGGGCCCGGGAGCAUUGCGAGUGAGAACCACAAAAUCCUCUACCGGGUCGCACAGGUUUUCCCAACCUACGAGGAGGACCUUGGCGGCGGCGGCUCGAGUUUCUCCCAGAGCUACGUCAUCCAGGGAGGCCAGCACGAGUUCCCCUUCAACUUCAAGCUGCCCAUCAACAAUGCCUGCAGCGAUCCCGUCUCCAUGUCCAAGAUUGGUGGCAUCGGCGGCAUGGGAGGUUUCGGCGCUGGCAUCGGACCCUUUGGUCUCGGCGGCGCCCGGGUCAUGGACGGGAGCAAGCAGCUCUUUCUGCAGCACGUCACCAAAACCUUGCCGCCGUCCUUCACCGGGUUCCCCCGGCAGGCCGAGGUGCGGUACUACCUCAAGGUCACCAUCCAGCGCCCGGGCUUCUUGAAGGAGAACUGGAGAUAUCAGAUCGGCUUCAAAUUCAUGCCCAUCGAGCCACCCCGGCCACCCAAGACUUCGCAGGAAGCCUUUGCCCGUCGACCUUUUACCUUUAAGCCGCGGCCCCGGAGCUUACAGACGAAGAAGUCAACCAUGUUCGGUUCCAGCAGGGACGACGGCACCGGGGACGCCAACGCCGUGCCACCAUCUAUCGAGCUCUCUGCGCGUCUGCCACAUCCUCCGAUCCUGACGUGCAAUCAACCCUUACCGCUACGGCUCAUCGCAAAGAAGCUCGUCCCGUCGCACGAGCAGGUAUAUCUUACCUCCAUCCAGAUCGAGCUCGUCGGCAAGACCAGCGUACGAUGUCACGAUCUCUUUAACACGGAGAUUAGCAAAUGGGUCGUCGUCACGCAGUCCGGCCUCAGCAUCCCGCUCCUCAUGGACCCAACCUCGGAAGAUCUGAACCUCGAGAGCGUCAUCCCAGACGACCUGUGGCGCUCCAUCCCGCUACCCAACACCGUCGCGCCCUCCUUUGUGGCGUGUAACCUCCAGCGCUUCUACGAGCUCGACAUCCAGCUGGGUCUCUGCUGGGGCAAGCCACCCACGCGGGGCGGCUUCCUCAACUCGACCAAAGAAAACCCCGCGGCGCAGACAAUCUACCUCCCGCUUCACUUCUCCAAGAUUCAAAUCUACUCGGGCAUCGCGCCGCCGCCGCAGCUCCUCGAGGCGCUCGCGGCGCAGGCCAACAGGCCCGGCGCGGCGACGAUGAGCAUGCCGCCCAGGUUACCCCCGCGCACGGCGCAGUCUGCCCCCGUGACGGCGACGCAGGGGAGACCUCAAGGUCAACAGCAGCAGCAAAGACCACCGCAGCAGCACCCUGCGAUGGCGGCGCCGCAGUAUGACCCGCUGUACCCGCCGCAGAUGGGCACACCGGGGGCGGCCAACUUUGACGAGGCGCCGCCUAGUUACGAUGAGGCUAUGGCUGCGGAGGCGCCUGCGCCGGGACCGGAGUCGAGACCGGCGUACAGUGGCGUUACGAACGAGAAUGCGCCGAGUCAGAUUCCGGAGAAGGGGAAUUAG